ACAAAAGUUUGUUUGUCUCCGUCUGGUGAUGUAUGUAAAUUCUAGUUUCAUUUCAAACUCAUAUUCAUUGAACAGUUCCCGAAGCUAUUGUAUCCAAAUAAAUAGUAGUAUAUGUGUUAAAGUAGCAUCACUCUGUGAAUAUUCCCUCGUAGGGUAGGGGAUAAAAUCUAAAAAAUUACUACCAUAACUUCUCUUUUUAAGUAUCAGGGACCAAUUAAUCGAGAGGAUUAUUCCUCCAAUCCAAUGCAAUGGAUCCUCAACCUCCACAUGUACUCAUCUUCCCUCUCCCCUUGCAAGGCCCCAUCAACUCCAUGCUGAAGCUCGCCGAGCUCCUCUGCCUCUCCGGCGGCCUCCAUGUCACCUUCCUCGUCACCGACCACAUACGCCGUCGCCUCCUCCGCCACACCAACAUCCAAACGCACUUCAGCCGCUACCCGGGGUUCGACUUGGCAUCGAUACCCGAUGGCCUACCGGAAGACCACCCCCGACUUGGCGACCAACUGACGGAGAUAUUCGACGCUUUGGAGGCCGUGACGAAGCCGCUUUUCAGAGAGAUGUUGGUCUCCGGUACACGGCGGCCGCCAGUGACAUGUGUGAUAGCAGAUGGGAUUCUGGGUUUUACGAUAGAUGUUGCCAAGGAGAUUGGGAUGCCUGUUAUUUGCUUGAGGACUAUAAGUCCUUGCUUCCUCUGGAUUGUCUUCUGCCUUCCCAAGCUAAUUGAAGCUGGAGAACUUCCAUUCAAAGAUAAGGACUUGGACGCACCAAUUAGGAGUGUGCCGGGAAUGGAAGAUUUUCUACGACGACGAGACCUACCAAGCUUCUGCCGCUCCGGCGAGCUCACGGGCCCAAUUUUCAAGCGCUAUUUAACGGAGAGCAUCCAAGUUUCACGAGCCGACGGUCUCAUACUCAACUCAUUUGAAGACUUAGAAGGACCACUACUCUCUCACAUUCACACUCAAUGUCCCAACCUCUACACCAUCGGACCACUCCACGCCCACCUAAAAUCUAGGUUAUCCAUUGAAAAAUCAUUGUCCUCGUUUAGCUCAACCAGUUUUCGGGAAGAGGACCGAAGUUGCCUUACAUGGCUCGAUCAACAACCAUCCAAAUCCGUGAUCUAUGUUAGCUUUGGAAGCCUCGCAACAAUGACAUGGGACCAGUUCACAGAGUUUUGGCACGGUCUGAUGAAUAGUGGGAAGCAAUUCUUGUGGGUUAUACGGCCUGACUCUAUAGCCGGAAAGGAUGGGGAGAGUCAUAUUUUUACAAAACUCCGAGAGAACAGUACAGGAAGAGGGUACAUUGUGGGUUGGGCUCCACAGGAAGAGGUCCUGUCCCAUGAGUCCGUCGCAGCUUUCUUCACUCAUAGUGGGUGGAACUCGACGUUGGAAAGUAUAUGUGAAGGAGUAUCGAUGAUUUGUUACCCUUACUUUGUGGAUCAACAGGUGAAUAGUAGGUUUGUGGGAGAGGUUUGGAAACUCGGGUUGGACAUGAAAGAUACAUGCAAUAGAUUCAUCAUUGAGAAGAUGGUAAGGGAUCUAAUGGAGGACAGAAGGGAUGAGUUUAUGAGGUCCGCGGAUCAUAUGGCUAAUUUGGCGAGGCAAUCUGUGGGGGAAGGAGGGGUAUCACGUCGUAAUUUGGACCGUUUGAUUGAGGACAUAAGGUCGAUGAGCCUGCGAACAUCUUACAGCCAAAGCCCGGAUUAAAUUGUUCAAUGUUACAUACGCUUUCAGUGAGUGAGUGUCACGAAAGCAUAGGCAUACUGUUGUAUCCUCUACUUCAAAAUAAGGGGUUGGGAUUGAUGCUACUAAUUCAUUUUCGGUUAAUUCAGGUUAAAAAGUGCUAGUAUGUCAAGACAA
Molecule: messenger RNA, 1853 nt
Organism: Rhododendron vialii
Lineage: Eukaryota; Viridiplantae; Streptophyta; Magnoliopsida; Ericales; Ericaceae
Product: 7-deoxyloganetic acid glucosyl transferase-like
Exons: 2
Coding region: 249-1700 (483 amino acids)
Molecular function (GO): UDP-glycosyltransferase activity
Source: RefSeq, a predicted model, not a curated record